Molecule: messenger RNA, 1359 nt
Organism: Callorhinus ursinus (northern fur seal)
Lineage: Eukaryota; Metazoa; Chordata; Mammalia; Carnivora; Otariidae
Source: RefSeq, a predicted model, not a curated record
AUGACACGGAGUCCUGUCACCACCCCAGCCGCUGCAGAUAAUGGCGAAAGACCCCCAAAGACCCUUGAAGUACAGAAAAACUUCAAGGUGCUCCAACUCCAUGGGUUGAGGACGACUCACCUGAGGACUGAAUGGCCGAAAUACCAGCGGCUGCAGCAGCAGGUGACCCGGCUGCACGAGGCGUUCAGGAGCCAGGAGUCCCGGUGGGCCGCGGCUCAGCGCCAGCUCCAGAGCCAGAUAGACGCUCUCGCGCGACAGAACCAGGAGCUCCGGGAUGGACUGAAGGCCCUGGGGCCGCUGCGGCUGGGAGCCAGGGAGGCCGACUCAGCGGCCCUGGGCACCAGAAGGAAGCCGGACGCUCUGGUGUCGCAAUCUGCUUUUGGGAAAACGUUACCACUGUCAACUGAUGAAGAAAUAUUAGUGAAACACGCAGGCCGCAGAAGUCGUAGUGCUACUGUCAUAGGACAAGGACAGUCAUCUAAACAUCUCCCUUCUUCCCAGGCCACACGCCGGUCCUCCGGAAGACUGCAAGAACCGAGUAGCCUAAACCCGCCAGAGCCCGCCGCGGGUGUUGUCAGGCUCAAGGAGGACCGCCCAGCAGCUGAGGAAAAUGGCAUGCGUUCACAGCCUUGCAUGGGUCCUGAGGGCAGGCUUCUCAACCCAGAGCAGACUGAUGGGUCUGCCCACUCCCUGCUGGGCACUGCCAAGCCACAGAAUCCUCCUGUAGAUCCAGGACCUUCCCACAUGGACCCCGAGAUAAAGCAGGGGGACAAAGAAGAAGAAACGCGGUCCCCGGCCGGUGAGGUGGCUCAGGCACUUGGUGACGGCCGUGAAGCCAUCACCUUUUCGAAGGGCACCGGCAAGGACAGGGGGGCCGGCAAGAAGACCACCAUCCUGCGGUUUUUAAACGGGGACAUGAAGAAGAUCCUGCCAGAUCAGAGAGUGGUUUACUAUUAUGCAGACGCUCAGAUAAUGCGCACAACCUAUCCCAGCGGUUUGGACAUCGUGCGGUUUCCUGACAAGCAGACAGAAAAAUACCACCCUGAUGGUUCAAAGGAAAUCGUGUUUCCGGACGGGACAGUGAAACGUCUGAGUGACGGAUGUGAAGAGACUGUGUUUCCUGACGGGACAGUCGUCAGGGUGGAAAGGAACGGCGACAGAACCAUUGUGUUCAGCAAUGGGCAGAAGGAGAUCCAAACGGCUGGGUUCGAGAGGAGGGAAUACCCCGAUGGUACCGUCAAGACUGUGUACUGCACGGGCUACCGGGAAAGGCGGUCUGCAUCCGGGGCCGUGAAGAUCAGGAUCAUCCCCAAAUGUGUUCCCACCACCCACUUCCCUGUGUCCCUCCCAGGGGCCUAG